Molecule: messenger RNA, 1287 nt
Organism: Pelecanus crispus (Dalmatian pelican)
Lineage: Eukaryota; Metazoa; Chordata; Aves; Pelecaniformes; Pelecanidae
Source: RefSeq, a predicted model, not a curated record
GCUAAAGAAAUCCUCACAAAAGAAUCGAAUGUGCAAGAGGUACGUUGCCCCGUCACCGUCUGUGGGGAUGUCCACGGUCAAUUCCACGACCUUAUGGAACUCUUUAGAAUUGGUGGGAAAUCGCCAGACACAAAUUACCUGUUCAUGGGAGACUACGUGGACAGAGGCUAUUACUCGGUGGAAACGGUGACUCUUCUAGUAGCGUUGAAGGUGCGUUACCCAGAACGCAUUACAAUACUGAGGGGCAAUCACGAAAGCAGACAAAUUACACAAGUGUAUGGCUUUUAUGAUGAAUGUCUGCGAAAGUAUGGCAACGCCAACGUCUGGAAGUAUUUCACAGAUCUGUUUGAUUAUCUUCCACUUACAGCUCUAGUAGAUGGCCAGAUAUUCUGUCUCCACGGUGGCCUCUCUCCGUCCAUAGAUACACUGGAUCAUAUCAGGGCUCUGGACCGCCUGCAGGAAGUUCCACAUGAGGGUCCUAUGUGUGAUCUGUUAUGGUCGGAUCCGGAUGAUCGUGGCGGCUGGGGUAUAUCUCCACGUGGUGCUGGCUACACGUUUGGGCAAGAUAUUUCUGAAACAUUUAACCAUGCCAAUGGUCUCACACUGGUCUCCCGUGCUCACCAACUUGUCAUGGAGGGUUAUAAUUGGUGCCACGACCGAAAUGUGGUUACCAUUUUCAGUGCACCCAAUUACUGUUACCGUUGUGGGAACCAGGCUGCUAUCAUGGAACUAGAUGACACUUUAAAAUAUUCCUUCCUCCAGUUUGACCCAGCACCUCGUCGUGGAGAGCCUCACGUUACCCGCCGUACCCCAGACUACUUCCUAUAAACCUCUCCUAACCUUUGUAGAGGGAAGUACACCUGGCGUUUUAAAGAGCGACAAUAUUUACACGUUUCUGUAAGAAAUCGGGGUUCGUCUCAACUUGAAAAUCCCCAUCAUGGACCAAAACGUGCCAUACAGAGGCCGAAGAGCAUUUAGCACAACUUGAGACUGAAUUCCUUACAACACUAAAUAUAUCCUAUGCCCAUCAGUCCAACAGUCAGUUUGCCUGCUGUAUUUGUAGUCAUUGUUUUUGUUUUUUUUUUUUUCUCCUGGACUGUUCAGAGAGGAAAAGGUAACUCUAAUAACACUUCCAUCUCCUUUGGCGCUUCUUUGUAAAUUUUUAGUUCUAGUGUUUAACUGGCAUGAAUUAAGAGUCUCUUUCCGAGGGCAAUGCACACUAACUUCUUCCCCCACCACUCUUUUAUUUUAUUUGGAAGACCGAUCGACUUAACUGGAGAAAGGAUG